Molecule: messenger RNA, 6912 nt
Organism: Gallus gallus (chicken)
Lineage: Eukaryota; Metazoa; Chordata; Aves; Galliformes; Phasianidae
Gene: CWC15
Product: CWC15 spliceosome associated protein homolog
Exons: 8
Coding region: 6013-6705 (230 amino acids)
Biological process (GO): mRNA cis splicing, via spliceosome
Cellular component (GO): catalytic step 2 spliceosome
Molecular function (GO): RNA binding
Source: RefSeq, a predicted model, not a curated record
UGGCCGUGCUGGGGAGGAAAUACAAGUUUAUUUUUCUUCUGCUUGUGGCAGGCCUCCAUAAGCAAAGGGCUCCCCUGAGGUCUCAGACCUGAAAUAAUGUGAAUUGUAACAAAGAAAUAAGGAAGGAUCAACCUGGCAGCUGCCACUUCUGUGUCAAGGGCGCAUUGUUUUCCAAGCUGUUGUUCUUUGUUUUCACUUGACUCCGAGUGAACUGAUUUCUGCCCACACCCAAAAGGAACAAUGCGGGUGUUUGAGACCACUGCUGACCCCGCAUUGCCUCGAGACUGGAUAAACACAUUGCAGAGUGCAGGGUCAGUAGCUAUAGGUGGGCUAUUGUGGGUUAAGAGGGAUUGCAGUCUGUUGACAGCAGCUGGAAUGCUCUUAGUUAUGAAAUUGUCAUAAAUCAAUACAGCAUCUUUGGAGGAUGUGGAAACUGACCCUAUGGCUUACCUUGUUUUCAGUGAGCUUGAGGGCUGCACUACUGAAAUGCUGCUGGAAAGGAAACUCAGCCGGGUUUUAAAUGGGUCAGGAUGAUGCAUGGCUGUUUGCUCUUCUUAUAAACUCUUCCUCGCAUUCCUGGUUCAGAGACUCAAAAUAAACAAGGAGAGUCCAUGCUUUCAUGCUGGCUGCUCUGAUCCUUGCAGCCCUGUUUAUGAAAAGUAUUUAGCUGCACAUUGAAUCUUCCAGUACCUGAAAUUUUAAACCCAGAAGAGUCUCAUCCAACUGGACUUGUCUGGUGUGGAGAAGAGGAGGCUCCGUGCAGCUCCCUGAGGAGGGGAGGCAGACAGAGGUGCCCGGCUCUGCUGCUGGGAACUGGUGGCAGGAAAGGAAGGGCACAGAGCUGUGCCAGGGGAGGCUCAGAUUGGACAUUAGGAAACAUUUCUUUACCAUGAGGAUGGUCAAACACUGGGACAGGUGGCUGAUGCUCCAUGCAUCCCUACUUCGUCCUGCCUGAUGAGCUUGUUUGUGGGGUGUUUCACUGGUAUUCUUUGUUCCAUAUCUACACAAACAGUGAAAAAAAAAAAACCCAAGACAGACCACAGCAGUGUGUGGGCAGCAGGCCCUUCCCUCCAUGCAUGGGAGAUCCAAUGCUCAUUUGGGUGUCCGGGCAUCCAGGUACUGAGAGUCCUCCCAGACAAGCGGGGACUGAGUCAUUGACAGCCAGCACUGAGAAAAGGAUAAAAUUAGCUUAGUUCUUAGCAGAGCUGUUUGGCUAAUAAUUCACACAGUGGGGUAUUUUUGCCUAACACUGGAUGCAGCUAUCGAGAGACGUAUGGCCCAGCAGCUCAUCUGCAUGUAAACAUCACAUGGCUAAAAUUAAUUGCUUUGUCCGAGCUCAAAGAAACCAUUUGAUUCUGCAGAAACAAGAAUUCCUCCACAGGGACGAGCAUGUGCCCAAGACACAGAGCAGCAGAGCUGUGUGCUCUUCACUGCCACCCAUGCCCCCAGCACCCUCCUCCCUCCCUUGCUGAGUGCCUUUGGGCUGACAUCACGUUGUGGGUGGGAACUGCUCCAGCACAGCCCCACAAGCAGCCGCUCCCCCAGCCCUCCUGCCCCACUGUGGACUCCUCUCCAUGGGCUGCAUCUCUGACCCGGGGCUGCUCCUGGAGGGGUAUCCAUGUGCUGUGCCUCCUCCAGGCCUCAUCCAUUGCUGCACAGUGGGCUCCUCCAUGGCUGCACGUGGAGAUGUGUUUCACGUGGUGCCUGUGGGCCGCAGGGGGAUGGCAUGUCCCUCUGUGGGCCUCUCCUGGGCGCUUAGGAAGGGCCUAGUUCAGGUUCUCACCCUGUGCCUUUUCUUGCGGGGAAUUCUUGCUGACUCAUGGACUUUCCUCUGUUGAGAAUAGUUACAAGGUCUCUUCCUCAUUGCAAAGCCAUUGGCAGCUGUCAUGUCACACUUCAAGAAGCAAAGGCAGACAGUAGUGCAGGAGCUGUGAUUGAGCACAGAGGCAAACAGCGAAAGAAUCAGUGGGGUGGGAGGCAGCUGGGAGGAAUCUGAGAGCUGGGAUGACUCUGUGAGCGUGCAGAAAAGCAGCAGCACAAGGGUUUCACAGCAGCACAAGGGUUUUAUGGCACCACAGCAGUGCAGAGGGCAUGAUGGUGAGCCAGCCCUUUGAGAUGUCCUCAUCAGAAAGCAGCCCCAUGCUGGCUUACCAGCUGAGUCACAGCCAGGCCAGACCUCUGUUCUUUUCCCAAUCAAGGAAACAGAGACUUCCCACCAUCUUCUUUUAAGGCUGCUGUUUGGAUGCUGAGCAUUCCUGCACUGGGGUGCCACUGCUGACAGUUCCCUGCAACAUCACCAGGCCAGUGGGAGGCUCAGUCCUUGAAAGCACACACAUCCCAAGGGAGGAAAUGUUCUGUGGCCGUGCAAGCCAUGUCCUGGAUGGCAAGAGACAGGUUCUUACAGGAAGGGUGGCAAGGGGAAAAUUCCAGCUCAGACAUUUCCAUUUGGGCACAAAUCUCUGCUCAGCUUGAGGACAUGCUGGUGUACUGCUCACAGUCCCACAUGGCUUUAAAAGCAGAGAUCACAUGCAGUGUUUCUGUACCUGAGGGUGGGCAGAAGAUGAUACAGCGCAAGAGCCAGGGAUUCAGGGAAGGAAGUUGUCUUGUCUAAGUUCCCACCCUGAAAAAAAAAACAGUGGAAAGCAACAAUUAAAUCUAAAAAUAAUGUUACAAAUGGAAGAAAUGAGGAAGAGAUGGCAAAAAGUAUACAUGAGAAGCUUUAAAGAACAAAAAUAUGACACGGGAGAGAGGGGGAUAAAUCCCUGCCUUGGCAAGACCAAGAGGGGCUUUUUGAAAUCCAUUAGGAACGUAAGAAAUCUUCACAAUGUCAAAGGCCAGGAAGUAGAUGAGAAAAGCAUUAAUAAGUCUCCAAACAGGCACAAGGUUUAGGUAAAUGUCUCUGUUCUCUAUUAGGAAGUGAUGCAUUCUGCAGUCCUUUGGUAAUCUCAGAGAAGGACCAACAUUUAAGAUCAACACAUAUUUGCCAAAGUACCAGCAUCCUGGAGCACUGAGAUAGCCAGAGAAUAUUGGUCUCCUGGUGUGAACGUUCAAAACAUCUCUGGAUACGGGGAAGCUCCAGAGAACAGAAGCCCAAGGAUUGUGGGGAGCUGUUGUUCUUCAGGAGGAGUUUGAGUUCAGUCAUAAAGAGGCCCUGUAAAUGUAACAGAUGGAGAGUUCAUGACAUGUUUGAUCGGUAGUGUCAUUAUGAUUGCAAAACAGGCACUUUGCUGUAGGAGCUGCACCCCUUUGUGUGUGUCAGACCCAGAGACACCUCCAAAAGCAGCCACUGAACUGGGAUUUCUAACAGCACCCCAGAGGAAGUAACAUGCUGGUCUCUGUAUUCUGCAUUUAGAGUGAUCUACAAGUAAAUACAACAUCGCAGUAAGAAUAUGUACAGGUACCAUCAAUACUUUGGGGUCAUGACUAACAGACUGUGCCAGCAACACCAGAAGGGACUUUUCUUUUCAAGCCAGAUGCAUUUAACACAAGUAAAGGUGUUCAUUCAUCUUGGAUCAAAGAAUAUAUGAUCUUUUUUUAACCAGGAAAGCAACAGCCCUGGAAAGACUUUAAGAAUCAGCAAGACUUGCAUCUGCAUUGGAGUGCCCAGUGCAGUGGUGUGGGGAAGAAAGCCAGUGUGAUUCUUGGGUAUAUCAACAGCUGCAUUGAAAGCUGGGGUGGGGAGGGAAGGGAUCUUACAUCUCCAGCUCACCUCAUUGGGGUUGAUGGUGAGAGAGUUCUCAUACUUCUGAUGUUGAUAAGUUAGAAGGAGAGCCUGCCUCAUGCAGAGAUAGUUACAAGACUAGCUUACAAAGUGUAAAUACCUGGUGAGAAAAUGGGCUUUCACAUUAUGCACUGCAGAUACCCAUGGUUGGGUAGAAAGACAAAUAAGCUGAAAUUAAAAGUAAACAAAGUGCCAUUUUGAACUGCGAGGAUAAUGAAUCACUUCAGGAAAUCAUUAAGGGAAGUGGUGAAUUUUCCUGCUUUUCAUGUUACCCAUGCAAUUCAGAAUCUCUCCCUAAGAGUUGCAACAGCCAAAUUGCUCAGCAGAGGAAUAACCAGGGGCGCGUCCAUGGUGGCACGAGAUGCACCAAGAGGUACAAGGCUCAGUGUUCCACAGGAAGACAGCAGUCUUUGGUCAUGAGCUGGUCUGAUUAGAGCAGGCAUAGGAAGGUGAAAGACUUGGGAUUUUGUUGUUGCUUUUAUUUAUUUAUUUACUUAUUUAUUUAUUUCCCUCAUCUGAUGGUGCUUUGGUUCACAAUCAUGGAAACAGGGCCUGGAAUGCAGAAAUUCCCACUUACAGACAAGUGGCUAUACCAUGGAUUUUUAUUGGUGCUCCCUUCUCUAUACAAGCUCUCAUGAAUGAAUCGUUCAUUCUUUCCAAGAGAUGCUAUGAGAGGAGACCCUCCCAAGGCUCCAUCCCUCUCUCUGUGCAGUGAAACCCCAAGGCAGGGCUCUGCUGCUGUGGCUGUCCCAACAAUUCAGGCAGGCUCGUGCUCCUCAUCCCAGAAGACCAUGAGAAGGCAGAGGGCCCAUGUGAGGACCUUCACCAGCGCAAGAAAAGGAGAAAGCCAUGCCGGGUUGCCCAGGACCUUCUCUGAGCAUCCCUGCUUGAGCAGGGGUUGGACCAGAUGGGCCCAGAGGUCCCUGCCAACCACAGCCAUUCUAUGAUUCUGUAAACAUACAGAGUUUGGGCCAGUCUUGAACACGUUUGGAGUUAGUUCAGAUCUAAGAAGUUUAGCAUCCUGCUCAUGCCGAGGCCUAACAGAAGCGAGAUAUAUUCCCCAGUUCAGUGUGCAGAGAGCUUUCAUCCAAUAAUUACUGAGAAGUCUCUAAUAAUUAGCAAUCAAUCAAUCAUUUAGAGACCUUUAAAAUCAAAAGUUGUGGACCUGUGAAAGUUCAGUGCCGUUGUAGCAAGACUGAGGUGGGAUCUGUGGCAGUCUGGACUCGGGCACAUUAACUCCUCCAGAAUCUCUUGUUCUGUACCCAUGUCUUCUAAGGAAGACUUUGUCCAUCAAAUGUGCCCAUAGCUAUUUUUACCUCACAUCUAUACUCACAAACUGGGAAGAAGCACCUCAGGGUUCAGGGAACAAUGUUGGCCAAAGACACUACGGCUUUCCUUUAUUCAAAGAUCAGAGCAGUCAAAUUAGUGUAACAGUUACUUCUGAUUUAAGGCUCACAGGUAGAUAUUCAUACAUCUACAAAUACCAUCCACCAUCAGAGGAGGAUGCGCUGAUUUCAGGUUGCUGUGAUCCAGUCUGCAGCAGACACUGCUGAACUCCUCAGAGGUGGCAAUGGACGGCUGGAAGCAGACACAAACCAAAGAGGUGACACAGUUUCUCUGUACUGCUGGGCCCACUUCUUCCAAGGGCUUCCUCUGAAGGCUCCGAAGGGUGUGCUCUGCCGUUAGGUGCUGGGGCUCCUUGCAUAGCAGCAUCUUCAGAGACCUCUCGUGGGCUCUCUUUGAAGUUGCACGCUGUGUGAGGGGCUGCCCAGGAAGAAGUUUCCUUUGUAGACGUGACAUCACAUACCCUCGUGUGAUCCACCGAAGCCUGCUAAGCUGGAAGCAACAGCAAACACAAGAGAUAAACUGUAUUUGAACUCUGAGAGAUGUGCUCUCGCGCUAUGGCUUUUUCACAGACAGCAAUGAAUAUACCCCACAUUAAGGGCAUCAGCUGGGGGGAGCUGCUAGCUGGGAGACAGGCCCAGACCCAUCUGUGACAGAGGCCCUGACAGCAGCUUGUCUGCAUGGGGAGGUGGCUGGAGCUCACAGGAAGGCUGAGGAAGGCACGAGGGGAUCGGCCAGGCACAGCCUGGACGGCCAAAGCUUGAGGACAGCAGGGCAGGGAGCAGCUCACACCGGAAGCCCAGCCGCGCUGCAUGGGAGGUGGGAGAAAGCCGCCAUCGCUACUCAGGAAGCAACAACGCUUACUUCCGCCUCGGUAGCGAACAUGGCGGACGCGCUUCCGCAGUGACGUAAGAAGUCCUUCCGGUCUCCAUCUCUAUGUAACUAAAAUGACGACAGCAGCAAGGCCAACGUUUGAGCCUGCCAGAGGAGGAAGAGGAAAAGGUGAAGGAGACUUAAGUCAGCUAUCCAAGCAGUAUUCCAGCAGAGACCUUCCCUCUCAUACUAAAAUCAAAUACAGACAGGCCACUCAGGAUGCUCCUGAAGAGGUGCGUAACCGUGACUUCAGAAGGGAGCUAGAGGAGAGAGAGCGGGUUGCUGCGAGGGAAAAGAACAGAGACAGACCAACCAGAGAACAUACAACGUCAUCUUCUGUGUCUAAGAAGCCUCGGCUGGACCAGAUCCCUGCAGCAAACCUCGAUGCCGAUGACCCUCUUACUGAUGAGGAUGAUGAGGAUGAUGACCUGGAAGACAGUGAUGAUGAUGACACUGCAGCUCUUCUGGCUGAACUGGAAAAAAUAAAGAAGGAGCGAGCUGAGGAACAGGCUCGGAAGGAGCAAGAGCAAAAGGCUGAAGAAGAAAGGAUUCGGAUGGAGAACAUCCUGAGUGGGAACCCACUGCUGAACCUCACCGGCCCAGCACAGCCCCAAGCAAACUUCAAAGUGAAAAGGAGAUGGGACGAUGAUGUGGUCUUCAAGAACUGUGCCAAGGGCAUAGAUGAAACGAAGAAGGACAAGAGAUUUGUGAAUGACACUCUGCGAUCAGAGUUUCACAAAAAAUUCAUGGAGAAAUACAUCAAGUAGUACAGUUUUAUGUGCUGUGGUGCUGAAGGACUCGGCAGGUUGUUCCCCCACUCUCCCUCUGAAUUCAAGGCUGAAUAUUUGGUCAUAAAUUCCAAAAUGCUCUAUCAAAAUUGUCAACAGCUUCAUAAAUAAGAACUGCUAUGUAUGGAGUUUUAUUCCUUCAGUAUGCUUUCCUUUUUGGUUUUAAUUAAACCAGUUUGUGUUUCA